AUGAGUGGGGAGAAAAUACAGCUGGUUAGAGAGCUACAUGCACCGGCUCGUCGUAACUUUAAGCGUCGACGAGUGAUCGUGAAAGGCUUUGAUGACUUGUGGCAAGCGGAUUUGGUCGAAAUGCGGCAGUAUGCGAAAAUAAAUAAAAAUUUCAAUUACAUUCUGACGGUCAUUGACGUGUUAUCCAAAUUUGCGUGGGCUGUGGCAUUGGAAAAUAAGAGUGCUCAAUCGGUUGUCGACGGAUUUAAAGAAGUUCUUCAAAGCGGCCGUUCACCUAAGAAUCUUCAGUCGGACGACGGUAAAGAAUUUUUCAAUGUCGAAUUCAAAAAGUUAAUGAAAAAGCACAACAUCAACCAAUACUCGACCUACAACGCUAUGAAGGCAUCGGUCAUACACAUAACAUGUGGUGAUCAUUCAUGGGUGACGGAAUACAAUAAGAGCAAACAUCGUACCACGGGUAUGGCGCCGAUAAAAGUGAAUCGUAAAAAUGCAAACCAGCUACUCGCAACAGUCUACAGCAACGUUAAACAAGUUAAGCCGGCAAAAUAUCAAGUCGGAGAUUUCAUUCAAAAAGUACAAAACACAAAUCCGCGAACUUAUCUUCUGAUAGAUCAGCAGUCAAACCCAAUCCGGGGGGGUUUCUAUGAACAAUAA
Diprion similis is the source of this 654-nucleotide messenger RNA. RefSeq lists its product as uncharacterized. The coding region runs from base 1 to 654 and encodes 217 amino acids. Lineage: Eukaryota; Metazoa; Arthropoda; Insecta; Hymenoptera; Diprionidae. The record is from RefSeq and is a predicted model, not a curated record. Gene Ontology annotation, biological process: DNA integration. The transcript is spliced from 3 exons. Gene Ontology annotation, molecular function: nucleic acid binding.